Messenger RNA from Populus euphratica (Euphrates poplar), 867 nucleotides. Its product is annotated as high mobility group B protein 3-like. NCBI's taxonomy places the organism in Eukaryota, Viridiplantae, Streptophyta, Magnoliopsida, Malpighiales, Salicaceae. The coding region runs from base 163 to 615 and encodes 150 amino acids. The transcript is spliced from 8 exons. The record is from RefSeq and is a predicted model, not a curated record.
AUUUCAUCCGCAAUUGAAUUUCAAUUUCCUUCACUACACUUAAUAUCUCCGCUCCUCCCUCAACUCUCUUCACACUCUAACACGUAAAAAUAUCCUCCCCCCUUCUCUCCUCCUCUUUCUCUCUCUUUCAAACCCUAUCUCAGCUCACCUACCGGAUUCGCAAUGAAAGGAGGAAGAUCAAAGUCAGAAACUAAGACCGCCAAGCUCUCUGUGAACAAGAAGCCAACCAAAGGAGGAGGAGCAGCAGCCCGGAAAUCAGGAAAGGCAGCUAAGGAUCCAAACAAGCCCAAGAGGCCUGCCAGUGCAUUCUUCGUCUUUAUGGAGGAGUUCAGAGAGCAGUACAAGAGGGAACACCCUAAAAACAAAUCCGUUGCAGCUGUUGGAAAAGCUGGAGGAGAUAAAUGGAAGUCACUGUCAGAGGCUGAGAAAGCACCCUUUGUUGCCAAAGCGGACAAGAGGAAGGUUGAAUAUGAGAAGAAGAUGAAAGCUUACAACAAGGAGCAGGCUGAAGGGCCCAAGGAAGAAGAGGAGUCUGAGAAGUCAAUGUCAGAGGUCAAUGAUGACGAUGAAGAUGAUGAAGAGGGAAGCGGGGAGGAAGAUGACGAUGACGAGUAGGAUAUGGAGCCAGAGAAUAGCUUAGUCAUGUAGGUUGUGACAAUGUUUGGACAUUUGAUGCUAAUGGCUGGCUAUUUUGGUUGUUAAUUUUUUGUCUUUCAGUUAUCUUUUAAAGGGAAGGAUAUGCGUACUGCUCCCUUUGUUAUUUUGUCCUCCUCCUUCUAAGGGAAAGAAGUUAUUAGUUGUAGAAGGGAGAAUGCCACUUAUCUGUACUUGAAUCAAAGUUUAAUGAAUUAGAUUAUCUUCUGUAGA